AUGUGUCACUGCCUUAAAACUUUGACAUCAGAUAAUGAAACUCGGGAUAAAGUGAAUGUCAAUUCUUCUUUUGUUUUGGGAUCAAUAUCUACUGGCAUUGGUUACUCCCAAGUAAAUGAACUAGCUUCAACCCUAAAUAUGCCACUAAUGACACUCAGUACUUUCAAUAAGUAUCAUGAGCAAGUUGCCAAUUAUAUCAGGUCAUCAGUUUGGCAAAAAAUGAGAGAGGCAGCAGCAGAAGAAGCUAAAUUUUCGACAGAUUCAGGGGACAUUGACGAAAACGGAAUACCUUGUAUAACUGUUGUUACAGAUGAAGCAUGGGGGAAACGAUCGUAUAAUGUGAACUACGAUAGUAUGUCUGGAGUGCUGGAAAUGUCUCACAAUAUUGCAGACAACUGCAAGCUAAUUUGGGAGGCCCAAUCCGCCAUCCCCAUUCACACGGUUUUAAUAAGGAGAGGGAUGGUGGGAGAGGCCUUUCCCACACCCUUUUUAAUGGCGGUGUGGGGUGUGGAGUUUGAGGCGGCUGUAGUCGGGGGAACUCUACAAAUUAGUUUGACCCUUUUAAAAAAAUGCAAGUCCACAUCCGAAAGAACCGUAUCCUAUUUGUUCAAAACUACUUACGAAGAAUUUAUUGCAAUAAUGGGAAAGCAAGCAUUAAGAGCUAUAAUCGAUCAAAUAAAUAAUAAUGAUGUUCAGUACUAUUCUAUAAUUGUAGAUUCUAUACCGGACUUAGCACACAUUGACCAACUAGCCAUUGUGUAAAUCAGAAAAAAAUCUGCAUCAGAAACCGAUAAACUGGAAGCAAAUGCUAAAGAACUAAGCGAAGAUAUUGAAAAAGAAUUUGCUGAAUCCAAUAAGCGCAAAAGAAAGAUAUUGCUGGCUAAUGAGGAAACUGCGAUGCCUAUGUUUAUUGGAAAAGCAAAAUUUAGAGUUGAAAUUAUCAACAGGCUGUUAGAUUUUUUUAUAGGCGACUUGCAUCCUCGAAGUUCUGUCUAUCAAGAUUUAACAGUUAAAUUAAAAUGUUUAUUUGAUAUAGGGGAUAUCUCACAUGAUGAUAUUGAUGCGGAGAGCUUUAAAAUACUCAAAGAAUAUUACAGCGAAGAUCCUGAAGAAAACUCAUGA
Messenger RNA from Ceutorhynchus assimilis (cabbage seed weevil), 1122 nucleotides. Lineage: Eukaryota; Metazoa; Arthropoda; Insecta; Coleoptera; Curculionidae. The record is from the annotation of a GenBank genome assembly.